AACAAUAUAUAAACGUCCAUGACCAUCUAAACUAAAAAGAAACACAAGCAAUUCAUUAUUGAUUUCAUGCAUAUAUAUAUACUUCAGAGAGAAAGAUGUCUGAGAAAAGGCCAGAUUUUGGACUAGAAGAAGAAUUGAAGAGAAGGUUGAAGCUGGAUGGAUCUGCAACUACAUCAGCUGCUAAUCGAGAAACCUUGAAGCCUUCAAUGGGAAAAGGAAAUCAAGGUAAAGAAAUGAAGAGAAAAGUGAAGUUUGAUGUACCAGCAAGUGGAUCAGCUGCUAAUCAAGAAAUCUUGAAGCCUCCAACCCAGAAAAGAAACCAAGAUAAAGAAAUGAAGAGAAAGGUGAAGUCGGAUGCACCUGCAAGUACAGGAUCAGUUGCUAAUCGAGAAAUCUUGGAGCCUCCAAUGGAAAAAAGAAACCAAGAAAUGAAGAGAAAGGUGAGGUUUCAUGUACGUGAGAGUACUGGAUCAGUUGCUAAUCAAGAAACCUUGAAGCCUCCAAUGGAAAAAAGAAACCAAGACAAAAAAAUGAAGAGAAAGGUGAAGUUUGAUGUACCUGCAAGUACUGGAUCAGUUGCUAAUCAAAAAACCUUGAAGCCUCCAACCGAAAAGACAAACCAAGGUAAAGAAAUGAAGAGAAAGGUGACAUUUGAUUUGCCUGCAAGUGGGUCAGUUGCUAAUGAAGAAACCUUGAAGCCUCCAAGGGAAAAAAAAAAUCAAGUUGAUGAAGACGGCUUGAAGGCACAAAUGGGGGAAAGAUCCAGUACAUCUUUGUCGUUACCAAGAAGCACUAGCAAAGACCAGACUCCUACCCUCCUCUGGAAGAAGAAAUUAACCUGCGACGAUCUCCACGCCGGCAACCUCAAGGUUCCUGCAGGACUUUUUGUAGCGAAGAGACGACGUGACAGGAUGAUGGUAGUACCAUUUCUGGACAAUAAGGGAGCGGUCUGGGAGAUGCAGGCUUCAUACCACGGGCUUUCAUUGAACUGGAACAAAUUUGCGAAGGAACAUGGAUUGCAACCCAAUGAUGUGAUUUUCUUCUACGAUGAUGACUCCAUUUCUGAGUACUACAUCAUUCACUACGAAAAAAGUGGUGAAGGGCAUUCAGAAUCAAGCUUCUAUGGUAGCAGUACUACAUGCCAUAAAUUCAGCUUCCAUUGCAUAAUGAGCCACACAAGUUUGUUUCUUACUGGCCCAAGAUAUGGCUCUCCCUUCUAAAAUAAAUAUGUAGCCAGAGGUGGAUUUUCUAUCAUCUUGAUCACCUGCAAAGUCAACAUCACAAUAACCGGUAAU
Molecule: messenger RNA, 1295 nt
Organism: Vitis vinifera (wine grape)
Lineage: Eukaryota; Viridiplantae; Streptophyta; Magnoliopsida; Vitales; Vitaceae
Exons: 9
Coding region: 96-1220 (374 amino acids)
Molecular function (GO): DNA binding
Source: RefSeq, a predicted model, not a curated record